Messenger RNA from Ochotona curzoniae (black-lipped pika), 3086 nucleotides. It is a transcript of the gene STOX2, whose product is annotated as storkhead box 2. The transcript is spliced from 5 exons. NCBI's taxonomy places the organism in Eukaryota, Metazoa, Chordata, Mammalia, Lagomorpha, Ochotonidae. Bases 163 to 2943 code for a protein of 926 amino acids. Gene Ontology annotation, biological process: positive regulation of transcription by RNA polymerase II. The record is from RefSeq and is a predicted model, not a curated record. Gene Ontology annotation, cellular component: nucleus; cytoplasm. Gene Ontology annotation, molecular function: RNA polymerase II transcription regulatory region sequence-specific DNA binding; DNA-binding transcription activator activity, RNA polymerase II-specific.
GCCGGACCCGCCGCGGGCGGUGUAGACGCCUACGAGGAGGGGCUGGGAAAAUGUGCGCAGAGUCCGCCCGGGUCGUGCCCGCCGUAGACGGGUGAAGCAGCGCGCUGCGCCCCGGCGCUGAGCCCCUUCGGGGCCGGCGGCAGGUCGGCACCCCCCUGCACCAUGAAGAAGACCCGGAGCACAACCUUGCGGCGAGCCUGGCCUAGCUCGGAUUUUUCGGACCGGGCCUCGGACCGCAUGAGGUCCCGCAGCGAGAAGGACUACCGCCUGCACAAGCGCUUCCCCGCGGCCUUCGCGCCCCAGGCUGCGCGGGGCUACCUGACAUCAGGUGAUGUAUCACCAAUCAGUAUGUCUCCCAUCAGUCAAUCUCAGUUUAUUCCACUUGGGGAAAUCCUUUGCUUGGCCAUCUCAGCAAUGAACUCGGCAAGAAAACCUGUCACCCAAGAGGCACUGAUGGAACACCUGACAACAUGCUUCCCAGGUGUUCCAACCCCUAGUCAAGAAAUCCUGCGGCACACGCUGAACACGCUGGUGCGGGAGAGGAAAAUCUAUCCUACUCCGGAGGGCUAUUUCAUCGUGACCCCACAGACUUAUUUCAUAACUCCUUCCCUCAUAAGAACUAACAGCAAAUGGUACCAUUUGGACGAGAGGAUACCUGACAGGUCUCAGUGUACCUCCCCGCAACCCGGGACCAUCACGCCCUCUGCCUCGGGCUGUGUCAGGGAGAGAACAUUGCCCAGAAACCACUGCGACUCGUGCCAUUGCUGCCGAGAGGAGCUGCACAGCAUGCACGCGUCCACUUUGCAGAGGAAGUCCGCCAAGGACUGCAAAGACCCCUACUGCCCCCCUUCGCUAUGCCAGGUGCCGCCCACUGAAAAGAGCAAAAGUACUGUAAAUUUCUCCUAUAAGACAGAAACUCUCUCAAAACCUAAAGAUAGUGAAAAACAGUCCAAGAAAUUUGGACUGAAGUUAUUCCGGCUGAGUUUUAAGAAAGACAAGACCAAACAGCUGGCCAAUUUCUCCGCGCAAUUUCCUCCCGAGGAGUGGCCCCUGCGGGACGAGGACACGCCCACCACCAUCCCGCGGGAAGUGGAGAUGGAAAUCAUUCGGCGCAUUAAUCCGGACUUGACCGUGGAAAACGUCAUGAGGCACACGGCCCUGAUGAAGAAACUUGAAGAAGAGAAGGCGCAUCGGAGUAAAGCGGGCUCCUCCGCCCACCAUAGCGGGAGAAGUAAAAAGAGCAGGACUCAUCGCAAGUCCCAUGGGAAGUCUCGGUCCCAUAGCAAGACUCGAGUGUCCAAAGGAGAUCCUUCGGAUGGGUCGCACCUGGAUAUUCCGGGGGAGAGGGAGUAUGACUUUUGCGAUCCUCUUACCAGGGCACCCAGGGAGGGCUGCUUCAUCAUUGAACACAAAGGAGAUAAUUUCAUCAUGCAUAGCAACACAAAUGUGAUUGAGUCCCACUUCCCCAUGACCCCAGAAUGGGAUGUGUCUGGUGAAUUGGCCAAAAGGAGGACUGAGAUGCCUUUUCCCGAGCCUUCCAGGGGAAGCUCCCACUCAAAAGUACACCGAAGCCACAGCCAUACCCAGGACAGGAGGUCCAGGAACGAAAGAUCCAGCAAAGCCAAGGAAAGAUCCAGAUCGAUGGAUAACUCUAAAGGCCCAUUGGGUGCCUCGUCCCUAGGGACACCGGAAGACUUGGCUGAAGGCUGUAGCCAAGAUGACCAGACCCCCAGCCAGUCCUACAUUGAUGACAGUACUUUAAGGCCCGCGCCAGCUGUUGGUCACCAAAGGGUUCAUGUGUCGUCCACGAGUUAUAAAGAGGUGUGCAUUCCAGAAAUAGUUGGUGGUAGCAAGGAGCCUUCCAGUGCAUGUAGCCUUCUGGAGCCAGGCAAACCACCUGAGAGUUUGCCAUCCUUUGGGGACCUCAGUGCUUGUCCAACAAAAACAGCUGCGGAUGACUAUUUCCAGUGCAACACCUCCAGUGAGACGGUGCUCACAGCCCCUUCUCCCCUGGGAAAGAAUAAGGAGGACCAUGACACUCUGACUCUGGCAGAAGGAGUGAAGAAGCUGUCUUCCUCUGACAGGCAGGCCCCCCAUUCCUCCAGGGAGCUGAUGGGGCACAAGGAGGAGUCGCCAAAAGGGCCAGGUGGGGGCCUGGCUGCUUCAGGUGGCGUGGCCGAAGGGUUAGCCAACGGACGCCUCGCCCAGCACCAUAGCACGGAACCCAGCAGCCUGGACAAGAGGAAAGAGAUAUUUAGCAAAGACACACUGUUCAAACCUCUUCACAGCACCUUGUCUGUAAACAGCUAUCACAAGUCAAGCCUGUCCCUCCUCAAAGCUCACCCGAAGACACCUACCGACACCCUGCCAGGCCGAUGUGAGAAACUGGAGCCUUCCCUAGGGACCUCGGCCGCACAGGCCUUGCCGGUUUCCCAGCGUCAGCAGGAGUCUGGUGGCAACCAGGAGGCCUCUUUUGACUAUUACAAUGUCUCUGAUGAUGAUGAUUCAGAGGAAGGGGCCAACAAAACCACAGAGGAGGAGAAAAACAGGGAUGAUGUAGGCACCAUGCAGUGGCUCCUGGAGAGAGAGAAGGAAAGAGACUUGCAGAGGAAAUUUGAGAAGAACCUCACCCUCCUUGCCCCAAAAGAAACAGACAGCAGCAGUAAUCAGAGAGCCACGCAUUCGGCCCGGCUCGACAGCAUGGAUAGCAGCAGCAUCACUGUGGACAGUGGAUUCAACUCCCCACGUACUCGGGAGAGCCUGGCUUCCAACACAUCCAGCAUUGUGGAAAGUAACCGUCGUCAGAACCCGGCUUUGAGUCCAGCCCAUGGCGGAGCUGGGCCAGCCUUCAACUUCCGAGCAAGUACGGACCCCCCAAGCAACGAAGCUGAGAAACUGCAGAAACCUUCCAACUGCUUGCAAGCUUCUGUGACGAGUGUGUGAUAGUCAUUCUGCCUCAGAUCUUCUGUCUCAUUCGAUACAGCAAAGUUUACGACACUGGGACUGAUGUUUACAUCUUUGGAAAGACAAGCAUCUCAACCACAGUUUUUGUGUUUACUUAAACUGUGCUGCUAAGUAGGCUAGGG